Molecule: messenger RNA, 1196 nt
Organism: Phragmites australis (common reed)
Lineage: Eukaryota; Viridiplantae; Streptophyta; Magnoliopsida; Poales; Poaceae
Exons: 6
Coding region: 1-630 (209 amino acids)
Source: RefSeq, a predicted model, not a curated record
AUGGCCAGCAUCCUCCGCAACAAGAAGCACCAACAGCACACGCGAAGAACACCACAAAGCUCUCGUAAAAGCCAGCCAAACCUUGGGCCACGGUUCGACCCAAUCACAACCCGACCAAGCCCGACCCACCUGUUCUCUCUCGGCCAUGGAAGAAGCAAGGGAGCAAAGCCAUGGGGACAGGGGACGCGCAGGAGAUGCCGCCGAUGGAGAGGACGAGGCGAAGAGGAAGGAGGACGCGCAGGAGAUGCCGCCGAUGGAGAGGACGAGGCGAAGAGGAAGGAGGACGCGCUUGCAUCCAGCAGGCUUCUCGACCCUGGGUUCAAGCCCUCCAAGCUGUCCCAGGACCAGCUCGACAAGUUUAAGGAAUUACACAAGAAACGGUUACAAAUAAUGGAAAAGCCAAAGAAUAAAAGAAAAUACAAAGGAAGCACUGGGAUUACCAAAGUAACCGAUGAUUAUAAAUUCACUGACAAGGAUGAAUCUGCUCAUAAUACUCCUACAAAUGUACAUCAUACAUCAACUACAGGAUUCAAAGGGGAAUCUGCAUCAACCCUGUCCUCGAGGAACAAAAGGAAGUUACAUUGGGGGCUUGAUAUUAAAGAACGAUGGGAAAGGAAAGCAAACAUGUGAAUUUCUAAAUAUCAGUGGUGUUCUAACAGUGAAAGCAUGCCCCUACUGCAUUUGAUCGAAAACAGAAGGACAAAGAAAAUGGCAGACCUUUUUCGGGGUUCAUUAGGUUGUUUGGUCAGGUUCUUGCUUCUGUCAGAAGGCAGAACACUGGAGCGAAAAAAAUCUCAGUACUUGGCAGCAAGUUAGAAUCUGAUUUUCAGGGUUUUGUCAGAUAAUUUCUCCAGUUAUUGUGGCUAGACUUUUCUCUCUUCUGUUUGAUUCACAAACUUGCAAGUGUCUGCCUUUAGGGAUUUUUUAUUUUUAUAUAUUUCUAACAUAAAUAAUUAAAUAAAUAUACUCUGGAUGAAAUGAUUUACAGAAUUAGCCACCUACCCCCUCUUACAGGGAAGAAAGGAGCCUACUACCCUCUCAGAGGGCGGUAAGUGCCACAAUGGCAGGUCCAGCUCUUAUCACCCUCUAAUGAGGUGGUUAGACUUUUUUCUCAGUUUUUCUUCUUUUCUCUUUCUCUAUUUGUAUAAGAGGUUUGUCAUACUCUAAAAUUCACGAAUUUUUUUUAUGAUCUAUAA